Molecule: messenger RNA, 951 nt
Organism: Drosophila hydei
Lineage: Eukaryota; Metazoa; Arthropoda; Insecta; Diptera; Drosophilidae
Product: transcription factor IIIA-like
Exons: 3
Coding region: 140-901 (253 amino acids)
Biological process (GO): regulation of gene expression
Cellular component (GO): nucleus
Source: RefSeq, a predicted model, not a curated record
AAAGAAAACAGAAAAUUCACUAUAUUCAUUUAUGCUUUCUUCCUAAUAAACAAGUCACAAUAUAUAACUAAAUUGGCUCCUGCAUCUACUAUGUUACUUAAACUCUAAUAUUUGGAGCUUCAAUUGUACAAAAGAGAAAAUGGAAGAUGAUGUGAUAGUCAUAGGGCCGAAGAAGGCGCCUAAGUCAUCAAAAAUAUAUAAAUGUUCAAAAUGCAGCUAUCAAACCAAUCGCGCCUACAAUGUCCAACGCCACCUGGCCAAACACUAUGAAAAGCCUCCAAAGGAGCUGCAGCACAUUUGCCCAUAUGCUGGCUGCUCCUUCACAACAUUGCGCUGGGAUAAUCUUAUACGACAUAGGCAGGGAAUACAUCGUGCUACAAAGCCACUUGUUGAGAAUACCACGACACUGUCAAAUGACGAAGAAGCUGCUUCAAUGCCAUGUCAAGAAGUCCCCGAGCUAAGCGAGGAUGACAAUCUGUCAGCUGUGCCAAGUAUUGAAUAUCCAGAGAAAGAAGAAGAAGAAGAAGAGCUUGCUUCAGUAGAAGAUGAUGACCAAACGUCAUGGGCAUAUGAUGAGUGUGGCGAGUCAAUCGAAGAGUACCCAGAGCCAAUAAGUGAAGCCCAGUCAACUAAUGAAACCAAAAUCAAUAAGCAAAAUAUUGUUAAGCCAAAAAGAACCUAUCAGAAAGGCAAAACUAAAACGUAUGCAUGCAAUAGCUGCAACUAUCGUACGACUCGUUGUUAUAAUAUUAAGAGACAUAUUGUCAAGCACAUGGAGAAUCCUAAUGAAGGAGUCCUGCUGCAUGUCUGCAUCAUCUCUGGCUGCAAAUUUGUAACGCCGCGGUGGGAUAACUUAUGCAGGCAUGUAAAGCGAAUACAUCCCGAAACUGUUAACAAAUAACCAAAUGCAAAAUAAAAUCAUUUUUACAAUUGGAAAAACUUAAAUAUAAA